Molecule: messenger RNA, 1013 nt
Organism: Ipomoea triloba (trilobed morning glory)
Lineage: Eukaryota; Viridiplantae; Streptophyta; Magnoliopsida; Solanales; Convolvulaceae
Exons: 3
Coding region: 1-369 (122 amino acids)
Source: RefSeq, a predicted model, not a curated record
AUGUGUGGUACAACACGGUUGACUGGUUUGCGAAACAAAUUGGGUUACACAAACGCUUUGAGUGUGGAUGCGGUGGGGAGAAGCGGGGGCUUGGCUCUCCUGUGGUCAGAUGAUAUAGAGUUGCGUAUCACGGGAUAUGCUCAACAACAUAUCGAUGCAAUUAUUCGGUUCGCUGUUGGCCUCCCAGAAUGGCGAUACACUGGUUUCUACGGCUACCUAGACCGUUCUCGGAGACAUCACUCCUGGGAUUUGCUAAGGUUGGGGGAGACUAUUUUUCACGUAUUUGCGGACUGCCCCUUUGCGAAUCAAGUUUGGCUUGCGUAUGGAAUGGCUUGGGGCUGUUCGAUGGGGUAUUUGGACUGCUCGUAAUCAAAAAAUUUGGAAUGAGAUUUACACUACCCCACAGCUCGUUGUGAAGCAGUCACUGGCUUAUCUAAGGGAAUGGAGGUCUGUUUAGAAGUUACCAAACAAUCUGCAUAAUUCUGGUUUACACUGUGCGAGAGCAAUGGGUUAGGCCUGGUAUUGGUACUCUAAAGCUCAACGUCGACGCCUCUGUUCAUUACGGGGCAAAUCAUAUAUUGGCAUGGGGUGGAUUCUUCGAGAUCAUGAUGGUUAUUUUGUGGCUACUCAAUCUCUUUCAAGACCGGGACCCGCUCUUCCCAGGGAGGCCGAAGUUCUUGCGGUUCGUGAGGCCUUAAGUUGGCUAAAGAAUACUCAAUGGGACAGUAUUAUAGUGGAGACGGAUGCUGAAGUUUUGGUUCGCAGCCUGCAUACCCCGAAUUUAUCUCCUUUCGGAUUGCUUCUUGAUGAUAUUACUGUUUUACUUUCGAGUUUUCAGAAUGUUAAGUUUUGUCAUGUUCGCAGAGAUGCAAAUGUUGUUGCUCAUUUGCUCGCUAGCUAUGCUUUUUUCUUAGUACGAGUGUGACUUGGAUAGACACCAGUCCACUUUUUAUUUCUUCUGCUGUACUGCAUGAUUUAAGUUUUAAUUGAAAGUUUUCUUCUUCAAAAAAAAA